This is a messenger RNA of Aureobasidium melanogenum CBS 110374, 1770 nucleotides long. RefSeq names its product YccV-like-domain-containing protein. NCBI's taxonomy places the organism in Eukaryota, Fungi, Ascomycota, Dothideomycetes, Dothideales, Saccotheciaceae. Gene Ontology annotation, molecular function: protein binding; DNA binding. Bases 1 to 1770 code for a protein of 589 amino acids. The record is from RefSeq and is a predicted model, not a curated record. The transcript has 2 exons.
AUGGCUACCACAUCGUUACUUGAUCUGCCCGACGAACUCAUCCACAACAUCUUCAUCCACCUGAACGCAUCCUCAGCCACAAAGUUUGGACAAGGCUCGAAACGCUUAUACAAGAUCUCAAAUACCGCCUCACUAUGGCGUCGUUGGUGCCGCGAUGGCUGGAAUUAUUGGGAAGAGCAAGAGGACAGACCCAUCCCGGAUUACAAUCCUCACUCGCAAACUGAGUGGAAGAGUGCAUACGCCAACAAGGUCACACAGGAUAAAGAGGUUCUGGCCAUCUUCAACGAUCUCCUGAGUGUCCAGCAGAAUCGAAUGGCGCGCAUGCACGAGAUUGUUGAACUUUACGCAUACGACGCCAAAGACAUGCUGGUCGCCCAGCUUAGCACGCCUGACGACGCUGAAGAUGUUCUCGCCCGCCGAUACUGGAGUGGCGUCGUCCUUGAACUACUACAUCGCUUCAAGGCCGUUCAAAUAUGGGACAAGAUGCAGUGGCAGGACUACCCACCACUCGAAGAAGCUUUGGGCGCUUUCGACCUGUUCAUCCAGGGCAGUGGCAGUGAUUUCGAGCUGUCCAUCCUCAAGAAAGAGUUGGACGACAUUGCUCAUGCUAUCGAGUUUUCGGUCCCAGACUGGCGCGAUAAGAGCCACACUGACCAGGCGAUUGCCAUUUCCAAAUACCUAAGAGAACACCGUCUUGUCGGCUGCUCACCUGAAACAUUCAGUCUCAUGCGAUACCGAUUCAUCACUCAUGUUCUGACACACCCAACCGACAAGUCUUCGAUUCCUAUGCAAUCGGUUGUUAUCUUCUGCUGUGUGGCUAUGAGACUUGGUCUCAUAGCCUGGCCUUGCAAUUUCCCAGGCAAGAUUCAUGCAGUCAUUGAAUCGCCGUAUGGCCCAUCGAUUAAAGACACGCGAGCUUCUCACAAGAUUCCCGAUGGUGUUGUUUGGAUGAAUCCUUUCGAUCACGACGAGAUCAUUACAGAGCAAGAAAUGCGAGACAUGCUCAGUCAAAUGCCACAUUACAACACACCAGAAAGUCAAUAUUCAUGCUUGACGCGAGCUCAUACUCGAGCUUUGGUGCUAAGAACUGGUGUUAAUAUCAUCGGAUCCAUGCAAUUUCACAGACCAUCUCCAGGCUGGGAGACACCCAACAUUGCGUUCUGCGCAUUGUGGAGUCUCAUCUCCAUGAGCCAGGUCGACGCACCCAAGAAUCGCGAUUUAUAUGGACGCCAUCAACAUUGGUUGAGCCAGAUAGUAAAUUGGUUCGAGGGUUAUGUUCAGGAUGGACUCUGGCUUGACGAUGCUGUACUUUUUGAGCGCUAUGUCCUGCCCCUCAUCGAUGGAGUGGAAGCAAGCACCAGACUAUCGCAGAUUCUGCAACAGAUCCGAAGCGCAGACUCGAACGCGAAACCCCUUACUCCUCGUAACGAGCAUACACAGUUAGUCAAGUACAAAGUCGGACAAAUUUUCAGACAUGUCCGUUAUGGUUACGUAGGUGCAAUCAUUGGAUGGGAUCCCAGCUGCCAGGCUGGCGAGUUCUGGAUCCAGAGCAUGCGGGUAGAAGAUCUUCCUCGAGGCCGCGAACAAAGCUUCUACCAUAUAAUAUGCGAGGACGAAUCUCUGCGCUACGUAGCCGAGGAGAACAUCAUGGUUCUCGAAGAAGAGCCAUCCGAAAACCUGUUGAGACUUGCUGGUCGCUAUUUCAAGCGCUGGGACCAAGGGAACAAGGUCUUUAUCAGCAACAUCAAGGAUGAAUAUCCCGACGACUGA